CAGAGUUUGAGAAAUUAUCUAGUGAACAGUACAUUACAUCAAUUAUAAGAUAACAGUUAACUAGAUGUGUUUAGUGCGACAAUUAAAAUUCAGCUCCGGGAAAUACUCGUUUUAUCAUUCUACGUCAUAUCCAAUAGCAACUGAAUGACCACUAUUUAUCAACUUCCAGAUACUAACUCUAUGCAUGAGUCUUUGCGUCAGACGUGUGAAAUCAGUUUGAAGGUUUUGAAAAAAUUUAAAACCGCUUUUCAUAUGGAGCUGCUAAAAUUGGAUAUUCAAAGAAUAUCAAAUUCUUGAAGCAUACAAUAAUCUAUUGAUUGAUUUGCUGUGUACCCGUGGUGCACCCUGCACAAACACAAAUCAAUAUUCUAUUUCAACUACAAGAACCCUAUAUUCAAGGAUCGAUGAUGGUGCGGCAGGUUUAGUUUGAAUAUGGCCGUGCUUUGUUUCUGAUAAAUUUCCGAGACCAAAUAAAGUCAGGAACAAAAAAAUGGUGGUCACAGUUGAGACUACAGAAUAGUCUAUAUGAAGACCUGAAUAUUGUAGCCGUGUCAAGUAAACAUCGCCGUGUUUCACACUCGCGAUGACAUCGGCGGAGAAACGCGACGCCAGAUUGAUACAUCUCGGUGAUAUCGUUGUCUGCUACGAGGAGCCGCUGUGGCGCGGGCCGGCGUCGUGGCGGUCGCUGGCGGCGGAGUUCGCGGGCGCGGCGCUGCUGGUGGCGCUCACCUGCCUCGCGACCUGCGCCGAGCCCCGCCCCGCGUCGCCGCACCGCGCGCUCGCCUCGGGGCUGGUCGUCGCGCUUAUCGUACAAUGUUUCGACCACGUGUCAGGCGCGCAGCUAAACCCUACAGUGACGCUGGCGGCGGUGGUGACAGGGCGGGUCACGGCCGCGGCGGGCGCGCUGGAGGCGGGCGCGCAGCUCGCGGGCGCGGCGUGCGGCGGCGGCCUGCUCCGGCUGCUGGCGCCGGCGCCCGUGCCCGACAGCUACUGUGUCACAGCACCAGCUGCAGGGCUGCCUAUUUAUAAAGCUGUGGGGAUCGAGGCCGUGCUGGGCGCGAGCCUGGCGUGGGCGAACUGCGCGGCGUGGGACGCGCGCACCCGCCGCCUGCGCGACUCCUGGCCGCUGCGGGUCGGCCUCUCCGUGGCCGCGCUCUCGUUUGUGGCGGGAGACAUGACGGGCGCCAGUAUGAACCCGGCGCGCAGUUUUGCGCCCGCGCUGUGGAGCGGCGACUGGAGCCAUCAGUGGGUUUACUGGGCCGGUCCGCUGAGCGGGUCGGCGCUGGCCGCCGCGCUGUACCGGGCGGUGUGGCGCGCGCCGCCCUCUGCCGCCCCGCGCGGCGUGCCCAGUGACACGACGGCUACCCACACAGAACAGAAGUCACGCCGAUCGACAUGAUCGACAUAAAAAGGAGGCGGCAGAACGAAACAGUUGUUAACCCUUGACUAAGAAGUAAAGCUUUGAUAAAUAUAACACUACCUACUACGUAAUAAAAUAUUUACCCAUUUUGAUAAAUAAAUUCUCAGUCUGAU
Messenger RNA from Amyelois transitella, 1533 nucleotides. RefSeq names its product aquaporin AQPAn.G. The transcript is spliced from 7 exons. The record is from RefSeq and is a predicted model, not a curated record. Lineage: Eukaryota; Metazoa; Arthropoda; Insecta; Lepidoptera; Pyralidae. Bases 584 to 1399 code for a protein of 271 amino acids. Gene Ontology annotation, molecular function: water channel activity. Gene Ontology annotation, cellular component: plasma membrane. Gene Ontology annotation, biological process: transmembrane transport.